Messenger RNA from Triplophysa rosa, 3339 nucleotides. RefSeq names its product integrin beta 3b (gene itgb3b). NCBI's taxonomy places the organism in Eukaryota, Metazoa, Chordata, Actinopteri, Cypriniformes, Nemacheilidae. Gene Ontology annotation, molecular function: fibrinogen binding; fibronectin binding; integrin binding. The transcript is spliced from 15 exons. Gene Ontology annotation, cellular component: integrin complex; cell surface; focal adhesion. The record is from RefSeq and is a predicted model, not a curated record. Bases 94 to 2460 code for a protein of 788 amino acids. Gene Ontology annotation, biological process: cell-matrix adhesion; cell migration; cell adhesion mediated by integrin.
CCGUGUUGUAACGUUAAGGAGGGAGGGAGGCGAGGACACAGAGUGAAGCAGUGAAGCGCGUUAAACGCCUGAAUCUACCGGACACUAUCCGAGAUGGAGACUUUAUCCAAACUCGCCUUCAGUUUAUGGAUUUAUUGUUUAUUCCAAACAGAUGUUGGACUAGGCUCCAACAUCUGUACUUCUCGAGGGGCCAGCACAUGUCAGCAGUGUCUGGCUGUGCAUCCUACCUGUGCCUGGUGUUUUGAAGAGGGAUUUGGACACAAUGUCUCUGGAUCCUCCCGGUGUGACCUAAAGAAGAAUCUUAUAGAAGCAGGAUGCAGUAAAAGAGCCCUGGAGUAUCCCACCAGCAAAACGUCUGUAACAGAGGACAAGCCUCUUAGUGACAAAGCCUCUGGAUCCACCACCGACGUCACACAAAUCAAACCACAACGCAUGCACAUCACUCUUAGACCUGAUGAUUCUCAAGUCUUCAAACUUAAAGUCCGGCAAGUUGAGGAUUACCCUGUGGAUCUGUAUUAUCUGAUGGACCUGUCCUACUCCAUGAACGAUGACUUGUCUCAGUUACGGAAACUGGGACGGGGGCUGGCUGAAGAGAUGAGUAAAACCACCAGUAAUCUGCGAAUGGGCUUCGGGGCUUUCGUGGAUAAACCGGUGUCUCCGUACAUGUACAUCUCCCCUCAGGAGGCUGUGUUAAAUCCCUGCUAUUCGAUCCCAUACAAGUGUCAGCCUCAGUUUGGCUACAGACACGUUCUCUCUCUGACGGAGGAGGUGAGCCGCUUUACAGAGGAGGUGAAGAAACAGAAGGUGUCUCGCAACAGAGAUGCUCCAGAGGGAGGCUUUGACGCCAUCAUACAGGCAGCUGUCUGCAAGGAAAAGAUUGGUUGGAGGCCGGGUGCAUCUCACUUACUGGUUUUCACCACAGAUGCCAAGACACACGUGGCGCUGGACGGGCGCCUGGCAGGCAUUGUGCGUCCCAAUGAUGGCCAAUGCCAUGUGGGCACAGACAACGUGUACAACAUGUCGACAACUAUGGACUACCCAUCCCUGGCAUUAAUCACAGAGAAAAUGUCUGAAAACAACAUAAAUCUCAUUUUCGCUGUGACCAUCCAUGUAGAAUCACUAUAUAAGAACUACAGUGAACUAAUUCCUGGCACUGCAGUGGGGAUUCUGUCUGAAGAUUCGCACAAUGUCAUCCAGUUAAUACAGGACGCAUACGCUAAACUGCGCUCUAAGGUUGAGCUGGAGCUCUUGAAUGUCCCUGAAGAGCUCAGUCUGACAUUUAAUGCCACGUGUCUCAAUGGAGAGGUCAUCCCAGGACUGAGAUCUUGCUCUGGACUCAAAAGAGGAGAUACAGUGUCAUUUACAGUAGAGGCUCGGGCCAGGGGCUGCCCCAAACAGAAACGCAAGACCUUCACCAUCAAGCCCGUGGGCUUCAAAGAUACCCUGCAGAUCACAGUCAACUUCGAGUGCGAGUGUAAAUGUCAAGCGAAGGCCGAGCCUGACAGUCCCGUCUGUCACCAUGGCAACGGCACCUACGAGUGCGGGAUAUGCCUGUGUAACCCGGGACGACUGGGCCCCAGGUGUGAGUGUGCAGAGGGGGACUACAGCCCCACUAAGCAGGACGCCUGCAGCGGGCCGGACAGAGUGGUCUGCAGCGGCCGGGGUGACUGCGUGUGCGGGCAGUGUGUUUGUUACAAUAAUGAUUUCGGCAAGGUGUGGGGGAAAAGAUGCGAGUGUGAUGAUUUCAGCUGCCUGCGGUAUAAAGGAGAGCUCUGCUCAGGUCAUGGAACAUGUUCCUGUGGGUUUUGCCAGUGUGAUCCAGAUUGGAAGGGGGAAAACUGUAACUGUUCUACUCGCACAGACACCUGUAUGUCCAGUUUAGGGCUGCUGUGCAGUGGGCGUGGCCAGUGUGUUUGUGGAAGCUGUGAGUGCACUCAGCCUGGGGCCUACGGCUCUACCUGCGACAAAUGUCCAACUUGUCCUGAUGCCUGCACCUUGAAGAAGGAUUGUGUCGAGUGUAAACACUUUAAAAGAGGCAAACUAUUCGACGAUGAAACAUGCGGUCGAAUCUGCAGAGAUGAAAUCAGACUGGUGGAUGAUCUGGUGUAUCAUGAUAAGAAUGCAGUCAAUUGCACCUACAAGGAUGAAGACGAUUGCGUGCAAAGGUUUCAGUACUAUGAAGACAACAGCGGCAAAUCCAUCUUGUUUCUAGUCAAAGAACCAGACUGUCCUAAAGGUCCUGAUAUUUUGGUGGUGCUCCUGUCGGUAGCAGGUGCCAUCUUAUUCUUGGGUCUGGCCGCCCUGCUCAUCUGGAAACUGCUCAUCACCAUCCACGAUCGCCGUGAAUUUGCAAGGUUCGAGGAGGAACGGGCGCGUGCCAAAUGGGAAACGGGCCACAACCCACUCUACAAAGGGGCUACAUCAACAUUUACCAACAUUACAUAUCGAGGCAAAGACUGACUACAGUGACUGACACGAACUUCACAGGGUUGACAGAUAAUAUCUGUCUUUCUCAAGUGUGUAAACCAUCUUCUAACCAUUUUGUGAUCAUGCAAGAGCAAGAACAGAAAAGUGUUGUACAUUUUACAGCUGUAAAUAUGUACAGUCAAAAAUAACAAGGUUAUUCAGUCGGACUUAUACUAUCUCUUCAGAAAAGUCUUACAUUUGUUUGUCACUGGAUAAAUCAUAAUCUUUAGACUAAUGUCAAGUCGUAUAUUUGUCAGCACAGUGCCUUGAGAGAUUAGCUGCUCAUUUCAGCAGCACACGCCAAACUAUUUCCUCUCUCUUUCCACUCGCAGCGGGCUGUGACAGAUAUGAAUGCGAACAGCCUGAGCAAUUGUUGCAACUACUGAUGGCUUGUGUUAACACUGUAUCCCUCAUUAUGAGAAUGACAUGUUCUUAUUUAAAGCUGUGGAUAUAGCUUUAUUAAUAUUCCGAAACUACACCAUUCUUGAUCAUUCAGGCUUUAAGUAGGCUACUGAAUUUUGGAUGUGUAUGCCUUGUUCCAAAAUCUAAGAUCCAACCCAGAAGUCCUGUAUACACAUUAUUUGUUGUACUGUAAGUAUUGUCUGUUGCAUUAAAUGUUCAAUAAAAAUAACGACGAAAUGUAAUUCUUAAGAUGAUAGAAUGACAAAAGCCAUUCUCAAGAAGGUAACAGUGCCCCCUAACGGGAAUUAAAUUAACUUCUGGAUUGACUAUUUUUGCACUGUUAGACCAUAGUACUUGUUAAUUAUAAGUAACAAGCACUAUUAAGUGUAAUAUAAUUCAUUUAAUUAUUUUUAUUUUAUUGUUGGCGAGUGGGGUUAUUAUGGGAUUAAUAAAGGACAUUGCUAAAAAGUU